AUGACGAUCGUGGAGAUGCAGAUGAACAUCGACUGCGACGGCUGCGAGGACAACGUGAGGAAGGCCCUUCUCAGGCUUCAAGGCGUGCACUAUGUGGACGUGGACCGAGCGCGGGACAAGGUGACGGUGACGGGCACGGCGAGCCAGAAGAAGGUGCUGCGCGCGGCGCGGCGCACGGGGAAGCUCGCCGUGCUGUGGCCGUCGGCGUACGACCCGGGGUACCACCACGCCCACGCCUACGCUCACGCGCAGCCGGCCUACUACCACUCCUACCAGGCCAAGCCCGCCGCCGCCGCCCACGCGCACCGCUACUACAACAGCAUCCCGCACGGAGGGUACCCGGCGCCGGCGGCGCAGCACGGCAGCGCCAGCUCGUACAACUACCACGUCCAUGGCUACUACGACUCGGACCUCCACGGGUACCACCACGAGCAGUCCAACGACGCGCGGAGCUACUUCAGCGACGACAACCCCACCGCCUGCUCCGUCAUGUGA
This is a messenger RNA of Triticum turgidum subsp. durum (durum wheat), 495 nucleotides long. NCBI's taxonomy places the organism in Eukaryota, Viridiplantae, Streptophyta, Magnoliopsida, Poales, Poaceae. The record is from the annotation of a GenBank genome assembly.